Molecule: messenger RNA, 1293 nt
Organism: Seriola dumerili (greater amberjack)
Lineage: Eukaryota; Metazoa; Chordata; Actinopteri; Carangiformes; Carangidae
Gene: ifi30a
Product: gamma-interferon-inducible lysosomal thiol reductase-like
Exons: 7
Coding region: 126-896 (256 amino acids)
Cellular component (GO): lysosome
Molecular function (GO): oxidoreductase activity, acting on a sulfur group of donors, disulfide as acceptor
Source: RefSeq, a predicted model, not a curated record
GCCUCCACAAGGAAGCAUCGGGGCUGUAUUUAAAGUUGCUCGGGACAGUGGUUUUUAGGUCAGUGUUGUGUUAUUGUGGACUUUGUUUAAAAGUGUCAAACUAAAGCCCUAAGCUGCAGCUGAAGAUGAAAGCCCCUCUGCUGCUGAUUAUGACUGUUUGGUUAAACACUCAGUACGGCGGCAGCUUUGUCUCCUCUUCAUGCUCCCAUCCUCCAUCACAGUGGUGCUCAUCUCUGGACACAGCUAUCCAGUGCGGGGUUUUGAAGCAUUGCCUUGAGUCUAACUUCACCAGGUCCCAUCAGACAGCAGAUCCAAUCCAGGUGGGGCUUUACUAUGAGAGUCUAUGCCCUGGCUGCAGAAUUUUUCUCACUGAGAUGCUCUUCCCCACCUGGGUCUUGCUGCAUGACAUCAUGACUGUUACUCUGGUGCCCUACGGAAAUGCUGUGGAGAAACCUGAUGGACAGAAAUAUGUUUUCGAUUGCCAGCAUGGAGAACAGGAAUGUCUGGGUAACAUGAUUGAGACUUGUCUACUAAACAUGACAUCUAUUGCUUUCCCGGUCAUCUUCUGUAUGGAAUCCUCAAGUGAUGUCAUCAAGUCAGCCAAAAGCUGUUUGGAACUCUACAAUCCCGGGUUGAGCUGGGACAAAAUCAUGGGCUGUGUGAAAGGGGAUCUGGGAAACCAGCUGAUGCAUCUGAAUGCCAUGAAGACCAAAGCGCUGAAUCCACCACACAAUUAUGUGCCUUGGGUGACCAUUAAUGGGGAGCACACAGACGAUUUGCAGGACAAAGCCAUGGCUUCUCUCUUCACUCUCGUCUGCAACAUGUACAAGGGCACCAAGCCUGCAGCCUGCGGAGGGGGCCAGAGACACUUCAAAAGCUACUGCCACAAUGAGUGAAGGAGCAGCACUACACUUGCCUUUAUACUUGCUCUGCUCCAGGUGUGGCCACUAAAUAAGCAACACUGAGGAAUGUCAUCAAAUAUAUAUUUUUUAAUCUUUGAUUUUACAAUCUGUUUCUAUAAAGGGAAUAAUUGAUCACCUCACUUUAUAAUUCAAAGCAUAUAAAUACAGUUGACUUUUUAAAAAAAGAAGUGUCAUUACUGAAAUGUUUUCUACUGAAACCAUGAAACCAUAAAUGCUUUUUGUAGCAUUUUGUCUCAUUGAAAAGUUUUCUGGUAUUUGCACUUUCUGAAAUGCAGUGUUCUCACUGUCCUUCAGAUGGCGCCAUGUUUCAUAAACUCAUCUUCAGUCCCCUGUUACCUGAGGUAAUAAAAGAAAUAAACAGUUACAUGUA